CUUCCUCCUACUGGGCACAUGCUCUGCCUCCUUCGGAGAUAUCGAAAGUAAACCAGGAGUGCCUUUUCAGAGAGAUAAUGGCUGACAGUGUGGAUACGUUUGAGUGUUCCAUCUGCCUACAGUUACUUCAGGAUCCGGUGACGGCUGCAUGUGGGCACAAUUAUUGUUUGGCUUGCAUCAAUUCCUACUGGGACAGCAACAGUAACAGAGGAAACACUUACUUGUGCCCUCAGUGUAGAGAGAGUUUCUACCCGAGGCCUACUUUGAAGAAAAACACACUUCUCUGUGACCUUUUGGAAGAAUGCAAAAGGAGCACAGGUCAACGUGAUACCGGUAAUGGUAAUGCUGCUGCUGCUGCUGCUGCUGCUGCUGCUGCUGCUGCUGCUGCUGCUGCUGCUGCUGCUGCUGCUGGGGGUACUGACACCCAUGAGGAGCUUGGUUUGUCCUGUGAUGUUUGCAAAGGAACAAAUCAGAAAGCAAGCAUGUUCUGUUGUGUGUGUUUGGUUUCUUUCUGUAACAUUCAUCUGCAGCCUCACUUUGAGGUGCCUCCCCUAAAAAAGCACAGUCUGAUUCCAGCCUCAGCCAGAGCAAAGGAAAGCAUCUGUAGCUGUCACAACAGACUUGUAGAGAUCUACUGUCGAACUGACCAACAGUUCAUAUGCUUGAUGUGUGUGAUGGAGGAACACAAAGACCACAACACGGUGACAGUGGCAGCAAGACAAUGUGAGAUAAAGAGCGAACUGGAUGAAACUAUGCAGAGCAUGAAAGAAAGAAUGCUAGAGGCAGAGAUGGAAAUGUUUAAACUGAGCGACGCUGCAGACGACAUCAGGGAUGCUGCAUGGGAGGCAAGUAAUGAAUUUGAGCAACUCUGUGAGGAAUUCCUUCACUCAGUUAUCAGCUCUAUGAAGUUAAGAUGUGCUGAAAUGAGGGGAAAAGUACAGGAAGCAGAGAAAGCUGGAGUGGACUGGAUUGAUGACCACCUCAGAAAACGGCAGCGUGAAGUGUGGACACUGAAGAAGAGACAAGAUAAAAUCAAUCACCUGGCUCUUAUUAAGGAUCCAAUACAGUUCAUUCAAGAGUUUCAGAGGUCUGACCUGGAGUCCCCAAAACACUUACAUGGAAGUCUUGACCAGCUGCCACAGUUUGUUGCUGCUCAGGAGGAUAAAAUAAAAAAUCUCUCCAACAAUGAAAAGACAGACAUAUAUGUCUGUUCUAAAAAAUACCUAUUGUUAAAAAGUCCCAGGCUGCCACAGAUAAUAAUAUCAAGGACUAAACCUUUGGCCACAUACACUGAUGUGGAGAUGGAUCCCAACACAGUGGGUUCAUGUCUUUGUUUGUCUGACAAUAACAAAGAGAUAUUCUUCCAUGGAAAUCCCCAGACUCAUCCUUAUCACCAAGACAGAUUCACCUUUUAUCCCCAGGCUCUUUGUAUGAAGGGCCUGGAGGGAAACCACUACUGGGAGGUGGAGUGGGAUGGUGGAGUUGUUGAGGUGGCUGUGGCAUACAAAGGGAUAAACAGACAAGGCUCAGGGAAUGAUUGCUGCUUUGGCCACAAUCACAUGUCCUGGAAAUUGAAAUGCUCUUCCUCCGGCUGCACCUUUUGGCACAAUAGUCUCCAUAAAGGUAAUCUUUGUCCAGUGAAAUCCUGCAGGGUGGGCAUACAUCUAGACUUUAAAGCAGGUAUGCUUGCUUUCUACAGUGUCACCGACAGGUUGAUUUUGCUGCACAAAACCCAAACCACCUUCACUGAACCAGUCUAUCCUGGGUUUUCGGUUGAUUUAGGUGCUACACUGAAAAUAUGCAACAUCUAACCCACUAGUGCUUGCACAUUACAUCACAUUGGAGGGAUGUAAAAUAACAUUUUUGUAAAAGGUGAUUAAGUGGCAAUAUGUGCAUAAAAAUCACCCAGCAAACCCUUAAAUGAAUGGGACUGAUUUAAAUUAAUUUAAGACAGAAUUAAUUUAAGGCACAAAACACCUUUACGGAGAACGCUUCAAGCGUACUGCAUCCUACAGCACAAAGUGACCUUCGACUGAUUUUUUUGAACGCUGGAGCAUUAUACUGCAAUUCUUUUGCUGAUAUAGGAAAUUUUAUUUCCGCCUUACCCAUUUUCUGGUGGUAUGCUGACAAGAUAUAUAUUCAAGGGACUUUGGAAGAUACAUUGGAUGACUCUUAUUAUGACAAAUCUAUGUUGGUACUAUUUAAACUUCUUUAAUCACAUAAAUGUGAUCUAAUAACUUUGUACCUAACCCAAUUUCCAGUCAUUUCUUCAGAUUAAAUUAUGAUUUAUAAUUUACAUGGUUGUAAUUGAAUCAAAGGGCAAAUAAAGCUCAACAUUUAAAAAAA
This is a messenger RNA of Cynoglossus semilaevis (tongue sole), 2346 nucleotides long. RefSeq names its product tripartite motif-containing protein 47-like. Bases 78 to 1811 code for a protein of 577 amino acids. NCBI's taxonomy places the organism in Eukaryota, Metazoa, Chordata, Actinopteri, Pleuronectiformes, Cynoglossidae. Gene Ontology annotation, molecular function: zinc ion binding; protein binding. The record is from RefSeq and is a predicted model, not a curated record. The transcript has 6 exons.